AUGGCUUCAACUGAGAAUUUAAAUCAGUUGGAGCCAACUUUUAUGUAUACACAGAUAUUCAAGGAUAUUCUUCUUGAUAUGAAAUAUGAUGAGCAGGCGAUCAAACAGUUUAUUGCUUAUUGUCGAAAAAACAACAGCUUAUCACUAAUUAACAUUGACCGUUUUGAGAAAGAAUACAGUUCUCAAUUAGCUAUUUGGUGGUACACUUUCCCAUCCAAUAUCUCUUUUAUGCUCAAUUAUGCUCUCAGAACAUUGGACGCCGAUGCGAUUAUUACUAUGGGUUUUUUUAUGUGUCAUCUGCAUCAACAAAUUCAGCAGCUGUACGAACAACAGGUUAAAAGCUAUAAUAAAAAACCUUUUCUAGUUUAUCGAGGGCAAGGUCUCAUGAAAUCAGACUUUGAAAAACUUCAAAAAACAAUAGGUGGACUUUUGUCAUUUAAUAACUUCUUAUCUACCAGUAAAAGUAAAGAUGUACCGGUCAAUUUUGCUCAGUGUGCUUCAACAAAUCCGGAUAUGGUGAGCAUCCUCUUUAUAAUGUCCAUUGAUCCUUGUAUUAAAUCAACACCGUUUGCCUCCAUCAAAGAAGUAAGUGCUAUUGAGAGCGAAGAAGAAAUUCUCUUCUCAAUGCACACAGUUUUUCGAGUGAAUGCGAUUAAACAAAUGGAUAAUAACAAUCAACCUUAUGAAGUUGAAUUACAGUUAACAUCGGAUGAUGAUCGACAAUUACGAUUACUUUCUAAUCGGGUACAAAAAGAAGCUAGUGGUACUGGAUGGCAAAGAUUGGGUAAAUUAUUGCUUAAAAUUGGUCAAUUUAAUAAAGCCGAAGAACUUUAUAACGUAUUACUCGAACAGACAUCUGAUCAGGGUGAAAAGCAGUAUUAUUACAAUCAGCUGCAAUUGGUCCAUUUGAAUCAAGGUGAUUAUGAAAAGGCUAUUUGGUAUUACAGACAAGGACUUGAAAUUCAAGAAAAAACUCUUCCUACAAAUCAUCCACAUUUUGCUAAUUCAUACAACAACAUUGGUUUGGUGUAUGUCGAGAUGGGAGAGUACUUGAAAGCACUUUUAUAUUACGAAAAAGCACUUGAAAUUAAACAAAAAACUCAUCCCGCAAAUCAUCCUUCGUUGGCUACUUCAUACAACAACAUUGGUUUAGUGUAUUACAAGAUGGCAGAAUACUCCAAAGCACUUUUAUUUUUCGAAAAAGCACUUGAAAUUCGACAAAAAACUCUUCCUGCAAAUCAUCCUGAUUUGGCUACUUCAUACAAUAACAUCGGUUUGGUGUAUAACAACAUGAAAAAGUACUCAAAAGCACUUUCACAUUACAAAAAAGCACUUGAAAUUCAAGAAAAAACUCUUCCUGCAAAUCAUGCUCAUUUGGCUAUUUCAAACAAUAACAUCGGUAAUGUGUAUAACAACAUGGGAGAGUACUCAAAAGCACUUUCAUAUCACGAAAAAGAUCUUGAAAUUUGCCAAAAAAUUCUUCCGUCAAAUCAUCCUGAUUUAGCUACUUCAUACAACAACAUCGCUAAGUUGUAUUACAAUGUGCAAGACUAUUCGAAAGCACUUUCAUAUUUAGAACGUGCUCUGAACAUAUUACAAUGCGCAUUACCUUCAACUCAUCCGGAUAUUCAAAAUAUGAAAAACAGUAUUGAAGUUGUAAAAAAGAAAUUAUAA
This is a messenger RNA of Adineta steineri, 1674 nucleotides long. The record is from the annotation of a GenBank genome assembly. NCBI's taxonomy places the organism in Eukaryota, Metazoa, Rotifera, Eurotatoria, Adinetida, Adinetidae.